AUGGCGGCCCCCAGGAAGGUCCUCAUGCUCUGCGGCGACUACAUGGAGGACUACGAGGCCGCCGUCCCGCUCUACGCCCUCGCCGCCCUCGGCAUCACCGUCGACUGCGCCGCGCCCGGCAAGAGCCCCGGCGACUCCUGCCUCACCGCCGUCCACGACUUCCUCGGCUUCGAGCUCUACACGGAGCUCACGGGCCACCGGUUCACGAUAACCGCCGACUUCGCGGCGGCGUCAGCAGACCCGUCUUGCUACGACGCGCUGGUGAUCCCGGGCGGGCGGUUCACGGAGCAGCUCAGCGCGGACGCGGCCGUCGUGGACCUCGUCGCGGCGUUCGCGGCGCUGCGGAGGCCCCUGGUGCUCACGUGCCACAGCCAGCUCCUGCUAGCCUCGGCCGGCGGGCUCAGCGGCGGGGUGCGCUGCACAGCGUUCUUCAGCUUGCGGCACGUUGUGGAGAUGGCGGGGGGCACGUGGGUCGACCCGGAACCCUUCGGGUUCUGCGUCGCCGACGGCCACGUGCUGUCCGCCAUCGGGUGGCCCGCGCACGCCCAGAUCGUCGCCAAGCUCCUCGACUCCAUGGGAGAGCGCGUCGUCGUCGACGCCGGACGCGGCGGCGGCCAGCGUGUCCUCGUCCUCUGCGCCGUGAGCUGUCUAGCUAGCCCCUUUCCCUCCCCCCUCGCCGUCCUUCUUCUGGAAGUUUGCCUUGUUCGCCAGCCGCUCGUGGCGCCGCCGCUGAUCUUGAUUGGCCGCGUGCAGGACUACGUGGACGACUGCGAGGCGAACGUGCCGUUCCGGGCGCUAGCGGGCGUGGGCUGCCACGUCGAAUCCGCGUGCCCGACCAAGCGCAAGGGCGAGUCCGUCGUCACGGCGAUCUACGACGCCGCCACGCCGGCCCCGCCGGGCGCCACGGUCACGGUCAGCGAGGAGAGGCGGGGCCACAACUUCGUCGUGACAGCCGACUGGGCGGACGCCAACGCCGAUGACUUCGACUGCGUCGUCGUGCCGGGCGGCCGUGCCCCCGAGCUGCUGGUGACGCACGACAGGGCCGUGGCGCUCGUGAAGGAGUUCGCGGACAAGGGCAAGGUGGUGGCCAGCAUCGGCCAGGGGCACCUGCUCCUCGCCGCGGCGGGGCUGCUCAGGGGCAGGAAGUGGGCCAGCGGGGUGCCCAUGAGGGUCGUCUCCAGGCUGGCUGGCGCCGAGGCCGUCGAGACCGAUGGGGCGGUCGUUGAUGGGGGGCUCGUGACGGCGGCGAGCUGGCCGGACCUUGCGCAGUUCGUGGCUCGCGUCCUUGGCCUCCUCGGCAUCUCGGUCUCGUUCUGA
Miscanthus lutarioriparius is the source of this 1317-nucleotide messenger RNA. The record is from the annotation of a GenBank genome assembly. Lineage: Eukaryota; Viridiplantae; Streptophyta; Magnoliopsida; Poales; Poaceae.